Molecule: messenger RNA, 1280 nt
Organism: Carassius carassius (crucian carp)
Lineage: Eukaryota; Metazoa; Chordata; Actinopteri; Cypriniformes; Cyprinidae
Product: beta-1,3-galactosyltransferase 2-like
Exons: 2
Coding region: 45-1190 (381 amino acids)
Cellular component (GO): membrane
Molecular function (GO): N-acetyl-beta-D-glucosaminide beta-(1,3)-galactosyltransferase activity
Source: RefSeq, a predicted model, not a curated record
CUCAGGUUUUCAGAUAUAAGGGCCACUGAUUGUCCUGAAUCCAGAUGCAUGCAGACCACAACAUGGAGGCGAAACUCUCCAACAGAAAUGUUUGGAAAAGUUUAGGUGCAGAUAGAGCUCCAUGCAGGUGUCACAUUAAAACAGGAUUCUUUCUGUUACUUACAUUAGUGUUCUUAGUGACUGCCAUUGCUUACGUCUCUGAAUUCUCUUUCAAUGCUGUGUUCCCUGACACCUUGUCUAAAAAAGUGCUGAAUCAGAUAUGCUCCUAUUAUGUGGCAACUAAAUACCUGUCUGCCAGAGAAAAUCAAACAACAUUUUUAGCAACCAACAGUGUCCAACAGAGUCCUACACAAACCACAAACUUGUCUGUGAAUCAUCAUGUGGCUCAUCCAAGCAACUAUCAUUUCAUCCUAGAUGAACCUGAUAAAUGUAGUCAGUGGGAUCCGUUCUUGGUCUUGAUGGUCCCUGUGGCCCCCCAUCAGCUGGAGGCUCGUAACGCCAUCCGCAGCACAUGGGGGAAUGAGAGCUCAGUGCAGGGAAAAGCAGUGCUGACUCUAUUCUUGGUGGGUUUGACUGGAGGAGCUGAAACUCAACAUCAGCUGGAGGAAGAGAGUCGACAACACAGAGAUUUACUGCAGAGCAACUUUGUGGACUCGUACUUCAAUCUGACCAUAAAGACCAUGGUGAUCAUGGAUUGGCUGGCCACUCGUUGCCCUCAAGCAGCUUAUGCUAUGAAGGUUGAUUCUGAUAUGUACAUAAACCUGGAGAACCUGAUGAGCCUCUUAUUGUCACCCAACACACCCAGACAGAACUACAUCACAGGGUAUUUGAUGAGGAACCGGUCUGUUAUCAGAAACAAAAAUUCUAAAUGGUACGUGGCAGAGGAAUUGUACCCUGAACCGAAAUACCCCAUGUACCUGCUGGGAAUGGCAUAUGUUUUCUCCAAUGACCUGCCAGAAAAAUUAGUUGAGGCUUCCAAGGAAGUAAAGGCCUUUAACAUAGAAGAUGCAUAUGUGGGCGCAUGUCUGAAACAGUUGGGAGUUGUACCCUCAUCUCCCCCAGACCCUUCUCAAUUUAAAGCCUAUAUGGGGCAAUAUAAGCGAGAGAAUUUUAUCAGAGUUAUCACAACAAUCCUGAGUUCCCCACAGCAGCUAAAAGAUAUUUGGAAGGACGUAAAGAGGCCCUCAUAAAACAAAUCAGAAUGGAAUAGAUUAGUGGUUGACUUUAUUUGCUUAUAGACUUGUAAAUGAUAUUUGUUUGUAAAGCUCAUACAGUAAACA